Molecule: messenger RNA, 5800 nt
Organism: Mugil cephalus (flathead mullet)
Lineage: Eukaryota; Metazoa; Chordata; Actinopteri; Mugiliformes; Mugilidae
Gene: taf1c
Product: TATA-box binding protein associated factor, RNA polymerase I subunit C
Exons: 15
Coding region: 770-4057 (1095 amino acids)
Biological process (GO): transcription by RNA polymerase I
Cellular component (GO): fibrillar center
Molecular function (GO): RNA polymerase I core promoter sequence-specific DNA binding
Source: RefSeq, a predicted model, not a curated record
UUGUUUUUGAAACGUUGCAAGAGCGAUAUGUGAGAAGGCGUGUUCCUAGAUAGCGAUCACGGCAACAACAAAGCUUCCGGGAUGCGCCAUUGUCCUUCAUAAUAAAGUAGAUUCGGAUUUUAUUCAUUGAGUGGUUCUUCUUUUCUUUUCUUUUCUUUUCUUUUCUUUUCUUUUCUUUUCUUUUCUUUUUUCUUUUCUCUUUUUUUUUCUUGCAGCCAGCUUUUCUCAGAAAGUGCCCUCUGUAGUGAAAUGUAUAGCCAGAAUCUUUCUUCAUUCACCGCAUAUGAUCAUGUAAUCAUCGUUCUAAAUACUGCGCUGUGUUGAUUUGCAAAGCAAGCAAAUGCCACCUAAUACUCUACGCUCUUCGGAAAGAAUUGCUAUUUUAAUGUAUAUUUUAAAUGAUAAUAAUAAAUGAUUAUAGUUGCUGAUAUUUUGAAGCAUCACACGAUCUAAAUCUACUUCCGCUUCUUGGAUGCGCAGUCUGCACGUGUACGGUGAUUCGCUGAAUAUUUAGGAUAUUUUUACUUUACUUUUUGUCCAUUUCAGACAACUGUGCAAGCUCCAGUUUAUACAUUAGUGCUGCCGAGUGCGUGUCAUGACGUUUAGGGGAGCAGAACCCGCUUUUAUUGGUGCUAGUUGACAUAUUGGAGCCGUGGAGCUAGCAUAACAUAAGUUUACAUGCCGGGAGAACAUGUCCAGGCUUGAUACCAGUCACCAAGGAAGCGAAGGACCAAGACGCACACGCAGUUAAGAAAAACUGCUUGUUUUUAUGCGUGACAUGGAUUACCAGUUCCCACCUCAGCUUUUUCCUUCCUUUUACAACUGCGGGCCGCCGAACUCGAACCUGAAACACUGUGCCGGAAACUGGGGCUCCUACAACGGAGUGAGGCUUGAGAGUGUCUCCGGGCUUCCCUCCAGCUGGACAUUUACAUCCAAGCAUCAGGUUAGAGGGGAGACGUGGCGCGUCACCGAGCCUGUCCCGCUUCCCCUCCUAUCUCCUAAAAAGGCCUUCCUUUGGCCCCCGAAACCUCCAGAUGUGCAGGACUUCACAGAACACAUGGAGAACUUCUUCGUGGAUCACUCUCAAGAUGCAUUCAGUUGCAUGAGUGAUGUCCUGGGUGAAAACUUCAACUUCAAACCAGGAAAGAAAGAGAAAUAUCGCAGCGAAUCCGUCAGCAUGUGGAGAGUGAAAUCCUUCCUCGACAGACUAAAGCUUAAAUUAUGUCUGAAGUCAUAUAACUGUCCUGCCAUGAAUGGGUACAGCAGCUUGCUGUCCGACGUGGUGCACGACAUCCCUCCCGACUUGCUGGGGUCUCUGCUGCAAGAGGAGCUGAGGGAGCAAAGGAAGCGCCUGGUGUUCUCUGACAGAGCCACAGGGGGCGCAUUGGCAUUCGUCCCCUUCUCACACAAUGAUAGCAGCGACUCUCUGCAUGGCUGCCUUCUCUAUCCCAGAAAACAAGGACUAGACUGCCUCACCUUCCACAAAGUGGAGCUGCAGCACCACAAAGGGGGUACUUCCUGUGUGGACACCAGCAGCCACGACCCUCUCAGUUUCCAGCUCACAGCCCCCAUCAGACAGAUCAGCUUCACGUCCCUCUUCAACGAAGGCUGCGUUGGUGUGCGGUCAGAUUACCUUUGUGGAGUCUGGAGGUUCAGUGAAAGCAACGAGCCACGUUUACUCCAGGCGGUCAACACCAGAGAGAUGGCAACCUGCAUCAGUGUCAGUCCUCAUAUUUUGGGAGAAGUUCUCGUGGCGAGUGAGAGUGGAGCCGCAAACCUGUGGACUGUCGGCAAAGGGAUGCAGAAGGUUCGUGUGGAGGACAGCAACUUGUACUUCAACGCCAAGUCAUCCUGGAGAUGGUGCGAAUUCUCUGCUCACCCAAGGGUGAUGCUCUACGCAGACAGGACAGGGGUGGAGCUCACAGAUAUCAGGGCAAAUCCAGCCUCAGGAUAUACACUGUUUCGUAUCAGCAGCACCGCAGAUUGUCGGAGCGGGGAGAGACUCGUCUUGUCCCGAUAUCUGAGAGAAACUCACUCUUUCCAUCACCUCAUCACCACACAGUACUCUGCCUACAUCAUGGACGAGCGUUUUCCAUGCGUGCCAAUGCUCAAGUGGGAUCACAUGAUGCAGUCCCCACCUGUGUUUUGUCACGUCAUUCCUGGCUCCUCAUCCUCUGGCUUGGCGACAGGAGGCAGGGAAAGUACCACUAAGGUCCUGCUUGGCUCCCAGAGUUCUCAGGAAAUCACAAUGCUGCAGUACUCAGGAGGCAGAGCACAGGCCUGUUUCAGUCGAGGUCCUCCUCAGGCUCUGCUCAGACCCAGAGACAGCCUGAAACACCUCCCAGUCCAGAUCCCUCGCCGCCUGCGCAAUGCAAACAAUAGACUGUCUUCACCGGCCGCAGGCAUUGCUUGUAUUCAGAAGAAAGCAGUACGAGGUGGUCAGGAGUGUAUGUGCAUCCUACAGCUUACAGAGGCAGGAGAUAUUUUCUAUCAGAUACUUGAGCCCGAGCAGCAGGACGCCGAGAUGUCCCGACCACCAGCGGCGAGGGACGAACCUGUGCUGCAACAAGCUGCCAAGGAACUGCCACAGUCAACUCUGACAGAGGAAGCAACACCAGGGAGGAAGCUGGAAGACCUUCCACCAGGUUCUCAGCCUCUUUUUUCAGACACGUCCAGUGAUGAGGGCAUAGUCAGGCCUACUCAGAGUCUCAGUAUGCACAGAGUUGUUGCGAAAAAAACAGAAAGAGAUCAACGAGCAAUGAACGUGUACUCUGACUCUGACUGUGAGUCUUCAGAGGCAAGCAAAAACCGAAAGCAGUUGCAGCUGCCGGUUAUUGUUAAUGACGAGCCAGAGCUAGAUGAAAUGAGCAGUUUGGAUGAAGGUGUGAAAGAUGAUAAUGUGGCUAAAGGUAAAUCUGAUAAUCUUGGCAAAGAGGAGGUGACCGUCAGCCCAUCUCAGCGACCGAUUCCAAUAAAAGUCAGCAGCAGUGCUCUUGUCAUGUGGAAACACUGGCUCCAGAAACUAAUGCAGAAAUGUAAUGAAAAAAAGCCUCGUCCACACUGCUCACUGCACCCCACAAUCGAAACAAAAGGUCUGUUCCAUCUGCCUGACAAUGAUGCCAGUGAUGUGUCAGAAGAAGAGUGUGUGCAAAGCCUGAGGCAAGUCCUGAGGUCAUGCAUGUCUAGACGCUCGCUGCUGGUUCACAGCACUGUGUCUGCCUCACUCAGAACUCCAGAUAUUGUGCCAUUGACAAACCAGGUGGACACAGAAGCCUGGACUGAUCCACUGAGUCAGCGUCUGACCCUCUCCUGGAAGAGUGAGGAGGCGUGGCGGGCGUGGUGGACUGAACAUUUAGGGAUGAACAGGGAGGCUAAGGUACAGGCUCUGAGGAAGAAGAGGAGGAAGGAAAAGGAAGCAAAGAGAGCUGCUGGCAGUGUAUUGGAUCUGUCCGGAAGCUUUACCUCAUCUGUCAGCUACCAGACAGACCUGGAUGAUUUCUCUGAUUCAACGGGCUGGUCCUCUGCAACAAGUCAGGGGGCAUGGUCAGACGCCGAAAAUAAGGAGACACAGUCACAGUUGGAUUUUUGGGAGCACGAGAGGGAAAGAGCUCUGACACCUUCCACUAUUCAAAUGGACACUCCGGAUCACACACCAGCCACCACACCUCAAGUUGUUCAAGGUGAACAAGGUGACAGACAGACUCCCAGCAGACCACAUAGUCUGUCUGUAAACCAACCACACAGCCCCAACCCACCAGCCAGUCAGAGGAGGAACAAACGUCCAGCUGAUGACAUCCUCAGUGUUUUGUUUGCACCUCAGGAGGUCCCAUCACAUAAUGACUUCCCGGAGAAUGAAAGCCCUGUGCACCCAAAUACAGCCUCCACUCUGUUCCGCAGCUCCCAGUCCCAGAGGAGCUUGAGGGUGGAUCUGUCCAAGGAAGUCUUCCCCUCAAUUGGUUCAUCUCAGACUUCAUCCUUCUCACAGAGUUCACAGGGCCGCCAGGGGCUGUCGCAGGCAUCACAACCAAAGAAGAAGAAAUCUCGAAUGGGGUUUUAAUGCAAUGAUCUGUCCAUCACACCAAGAGUGGGGAUGGACAGAUCAAUGCGUCCUUCCCACUGGAUGUUUUCUUGCUCCCGGAUUUGCAAAAUGGAUUUUCUACUGGUCUCAUUCAUCUGGAUUGAAAUUACUAGAAAUGAACUUGAAAACUGGAUCUGAUGGAGAACAAGAAACUGAUCAUCUCUGUCUGAUCCCUGAAGAAAGAUUCGCUGCAGACUGGUUUGGUAGGACUGAAUGCAAUUUAUUAUGUGCUUUGCGGAUAUGACUUUGGUUUCCCACGGUGGUCCAGUGCUUGUGUUUGAGAGGUGGCUCUGGUUGCUGGAUUACUUUUUGCAUUUCUGACUGCACACUGUCGCACUGAGCCGAUGUUUCGGUUGUGUUGGUUUCUAUUUCUAUGGAUUUGACAUUCCUGUGGUUUCAACACCCAGUCACAGAGAUGAGUUGACAUAGUUUAUUGAAAAUGGUGAACUAGCGGCAAAUGGUCAUGUUGUCUUACAACUCUAAGGUCUGAUGUCAUGCUUUUUUGCAAGUUGCUAUCGGUUCUGAACACAAGCAGUUUGCACACAUCCACAAUAUAGCUGUUUUUGUUAACAUGGUAGUUAUGUUUUAUUUCUAGCAUAUUAAUGGGUGUUUUGGGAGAAGCUCCAAUGCCCAUAGCAAAAUCCAAAUCAAAGGAAUCAGGAAAGGAAAGAAUGAAUUGUUUUACUUGAAUGAAAUUCCCUGCUAUAAUUUUACAAAGUUCACAAGUGUUUAUAUAUGUGUGUGCAACUGCUGCUUGGUUAGGUCUAUCUUUCUAAACAAAACUUCUGCGAAAUCACACAACUCAAUUUAGGUUCUCAUUGGAAAAAGAAAAGGAACAUUUAAAGUUUGAAGGUCCAUUGCCUGAACAAGAUGAUUUUGAGCAGGAAAAAAGUAGGAAGUAACAGACUGAAGCCAGACAUUUGACAAAACCAGUUUUUAUUUCUCAUCUUUGAAUCUUGUGGUGCAUUUUUGCCUUGUUCAUUCAGCCAUUCACUUCCUCGCUCUGGACAUGUUGCUUAUCGCCACUUUCUGACUUUUUACACGUAAGCCCAGCUCAUUUAGGAGAACAAUGCUGGAUUUUACCACAAAUCCAUGGCAGCUCCACUAGCCACAUGCGAGCACUCUAUCCUUGCUGCUUCUGCUGCCAUCUCUUGAUAUCUAGCUCUAUCUCUAGCUCAACACACGAGACCGUAAGUUCAAUAAAAUGGACUACAUUCUCUAGCUUAGACCACAAUAGCAGGUCGGGUUGUAGCCAAGUGCUAACUGUUUGGGUUGGGAUAAUUAGUUGCUGGAGGUUUGCAUUUGGCCAGGGUCAGCGUCUACUGGUAAUAUGAGGUGAUACCUGGACCCUACAGAUGUUGCACAUGUAGUCACACGCCUUAAGGAUGGUAUAUCAAUAUGUGAUCUUGGUGGAAAACAAACUCAUUGCAGCCACUUAUGCAGGAAAUAUUCACUUAGGUUUCAUUAUUUUCUGUACUUUUGACUUGUUUUUUUGACACAAGUGAUGGCACAGCUGCACUUUUAUUUUCUUUUGGACUUUGUGUUAUUUGGUAUUAUGUGGUGACUUUUUAUUUGUUAUGUGUUUGUGUUAGUUCAAUAAAUUUAAAAGUGUGUAAUUUUUCAGUAUUUUUGUUGGGGUGGUUGUGGCAAGUGGGGCUUGAAAGUUCCCCUUUAUUUAAAUGGGAAUGACCAAAAAAGUUUGUGAAGCACUGCAUUACAACA